GCUUUCUGUCUCUAUUUUGCUUUCAACCUCGCGUUCUCGCGCUCGAAGGUAUGAUUAAUUGCAGCGAGUCGUACUCUGUGCACCUACGCUCUACCAUCAAUACUACCUUCUUUUUUUUUUGUAAAGAUACACACUUUGUUUGCUAUUUUCCGUUCUCUUCGCUGCCACGGCAUCAUGUCCGUCGAUCCUGCCAUCAACGCCGCGCUGCUGAAUAUGUGUGCGCAGGUGCAAGACAGCGGCGGCAACAGAGCCCCGUCAGCAGGCACGAGCACCGCCGGCGUACCGGCGUCCUCCACGCUGGCCGUUGCUCCGAGUACCACCACAAGUGCUCUCGGCACGAACAAUGAUGCUACUAUUAAUAAGAAAGGCGACAACAGCAGCAGUCGUGGCGCACCCACACCAGCUUCCCACCUUGCCAGGCCGGCAUCCGAUUACGCGUGGUUGCGCGACGCACUGGCAUCCGUGGAGUCACCUGAAAAAAGAGUGAAGCAGCUACUCCUUCUCAUGGAAAACAAAGCCGUUGACGGAGGCGACAGUCCGGUGGAAGUAGCGGACCGGCUGGAGGCGCUGGAGGAGCUCAGCGACAUGGUGGAAGACGUGAACUGGGCGGCAGAGUUCACCUUAAUGGAGGGGCCGCAGCGCGUGCUGCGUGUGCUGCGUCGAGAGCGUUCCGCGCACCCCCUCACCACGAUUUCUGACCCCCUCUCACCGGCGGAGGGAGAAGCAGCAGAGCCACCCGGCGAGGUCACGUUAAACUCCAUUUCUUUAUACACGCAGUUGGCGAUGAUCAUUGCCCACUCCUCACAGCUGAACGAGCCGGUGCAGGUGGUCUAUUGCGCAGCGCACUGGGAGGAGGUGCUGCUGCGUCUAGUGUGGGACACCAUCAAAGCAGUGGAGAAGGUGUGGUGUGUUCCGACGCGAGUCGAUGUGGCAGUGACAGCGGCGUCGAACAAUGCGAAGUUGAUGAGGCUCCUGGCAGCUCUCCUGCACGCCUGCAGCUGCCUCUGCCGGGAGUGUCCGCCCAACACAAUUCAGUUUCUUCAGCACGGUGGCUUAGCGGUGCUCGCAGCGGUGCUGCAGCUCACGCGGACCGUUGUCUCCACCGUGCCUGCCACGUCAGCUGCUGGCGCACCGGGGGUGGUCACCACCAUCGACGAGAGCAAUGAAGGUGACAGCGAGGAUUACGCACAGGUCGUCGGCGGUGCGAAUAAGGUGACUUCGCGUGUCCUCUUCUUUCUUCGUUAUCUGGCUUCUACGGGGGUCUCGAGCGAGGAGGUCAUCCAGCUGUCUUGUCAGCACGCGCAGGAGAAUGCGGACGAAGCGGUGCAGAAGGCUGUCGCACAGGAGUUGUUGGAGCUGGUGGCGAAGAACCCGAAGAUGAUUAAGGAGGCGGUGCACACGCACAUGCCGAAGCGCUUCUACGAGUGGAAGAAGCAGCUGCAGCACAUGGUCGGUGAUGCUGCCGAAAGCGGGAAGGAUGAGCGACAGCGAUUUGUGGAGGCCCUCGACGAAUCCAACUGA
Leptomonas pyrrhocoris is the source of this 1521-nucleotide messenger RNA. RefSeq lists its product as hypothetical. The record is from RefSeq and is a predicted model, not a curated record. The coding region runs from base 175 to 1521 and encodes 448 amino acids. NCBI's taxonomy places the organism in Eukaryota, Euglenozoa, Kinetoplastea, Trypanosomatida, Trypanosomatidae. The transcript has a single exon.